AGAGCUGCGCCGCUGCUGGGGGCCCAUCGCCCAACUCUAGGUUUCCCUGACCUCUCACGUCGGGACUGGGAAGGGGCAGCCUUCCUGACUUGAGGAGGGGGCUGGGAUCUUGAUGGGCCGGCAGGAAGGAAAGAAUUAAGCGCCCUGGUAGAUUACGAUGGGGACAGGAGGCCGCCCGGGAACAGAGCAGGGCUGACUUCUUUGGCUUCGUGAGGCCCCAGACGCCUGCCCGCACCAAAAUGAAGGUCUUCCUGCCGGUGCUGCUGGCUGCCCUCCUGGGUGUGGAGCGAGCCCGCUCCCUGGUGUGCUUCUCCUGCACAAAUAAGAACAGCAACUGGUACUGCCUGAAGCCCACCGUCUGCUCCGACGCCGACAACUACUGCGUGACCAUAUCUGCAUCCGCUGGCAUCGGGAACGUGGUGGACUUUGGCUACACCCUGAACAAGGGCUGCUCCCCGAUCUGCCCCGGCCCGAGCGUCAAUCUUGGAGUGGCGUCCGUGGGCACCCACUGCUGCCAGAGCUUCCUGUGCAACAUCAGCGCAGCCGACGGCGGGCUGCGGGCCAGCACCCACGUGCUGGGCCUCGGGCUCCUGCUCAGCCUGCUGUCCGCCCUGCUGCGGCUUGGCCCCUGAUUGCCAGGACCCUGUGCCCAGCCCAGACCCCCGAAGCUCAGGAAGGAAGGAAAGCGCAGCCCCUCCUGGACCACUGGGGAUCUUGAAGCCGCCUCCUCUGACUUGUCACCUUGCCUGUCACCCCCUCCCCCUGGCUCUGGGUCCCCACAGGCAGGCCUGCCCCUGUACCUACACCUGCCAGCUGCCCACCCUUCCGGGUCAGCCUUCCUGGGGGAACCUGGGAACGGCGCCUGGGGGUUCCGGAGUCAGAACCAAGUCCUGGGGACACACUGGGAGGGGCACCUAAGCCCCAGGCCUGCCCUGUCCAGGCCCUGUUCCACCCCCAGGUACAGAAGAUGUGCUGUGUGGAUGGGUGUGUGGUCAGUGCACCCUGCCAGGCAUGGCGGGGGGC
This is a messenger RNA of Vicugna pacos (alpaca), 1023 nucleotides long. The record is from RefSeq and is a predicted model, not a curated record. NCBI's taxonomy places the organism in Eukaryota, Metazoa, Chordata, Mammalia, Artiodactyla, Camelidae.